Molecule: messenger RNA, 3187 nt
Organism: Syngnathus typhle (broad-nosed pipefish)
Lineage: Eukaryota; Metazoa; Chordata; Actinopteri; Syngnathiformes; Syngnathidae
Gene: kras
Product: v-Ki-ras2 Kirsten rat sarcoma viral oncogene homolog
Exons: 6
Coding region: 500-1069 (189 amino acids)
Biological process (GO): Ras protein signal transduction
Cellular component (GO): plasma membrane
Molecular function (GO): GTPase activity; GDP binding; GTP binding
Source: RefSeq, a predicted model, not a curated record
AAAUACACACUGCUUUUUAUAACAAGCAGGAAAAGAUUUCCAACAACCGAACCAUCAUUUCGCGGGGCGGUAUUGAAAGACAUAACGUGAUUGUUGUUAUACAUUUCGCAUGAAUAAAAACAUGCGAUUUUAAUGGAAAUUCCAUUAUAGUGGUUGUAUUCACGAUAGAUGGGCGCUGAAGCGGUGUGGGACAAAGUGAACUCACUAGCGAUGCUUUGUGGGUAAAGUGCGUCUCGGUAUCCGCCCAUAUUCGCCAAAAGGAGGCCAACCUGAGCAACUAGGCCGGCGGACGCUGGAGCAAAUGGAAAGUUCAAUCGAUUAAUUUGCUCACUUGUUUUUGCCCGAUCCCGCGUGCUUGUGACGCCAAGUGAACGGGUUUCAUGCGGGCCUUUCAUUGUGGAGCAGGCAAUGCAGACAUCGUGUAAAACGAGAGGACGAUCAGCUUGACUCAGUUUGUCGCCACUUCAGACGCGGAACUCCAUUCGUUUAAAGGUGAAUCAUGACAGAAUAUAAACUGGUUGUGGUGGGAGCUGGUGGCGUUGGCAAGAGCGCACUGACCAUUCAGCUCAUCCAGAAUCACUUUGUAGAUGAAUAUGACCCCACCAUUGAGGACUCUUACAGAAAACAAGUGGUGAUUGAUGGGGAGACGUGUCUACUGGACAUCCUGGACACUGCAGGUCAGGAGGAGUACAGCGCCAUGAGAGAUCAGUAUAUGAGAACAGGGGAGGGCUUCCUCUGUGUCUUUGCCAUCAACAACACCAAGUCCUUUGAGGAUAUUCACCACUACAGAGAACAAAUAAAGCGGGUGAAAGACUCCGAGGAUGUCCCCAUGGUGCUGGUGGGCAACAAGUGUGAUCUCCCGUCCCGGACAGUGGACACCAAGCAGGCUCAGGACUUAGCACGAAGCUACGGCAUUCCCUUCAUUGAGACCUCAGCAAAAACCAGACAGAGAGUGGAAGAUGCCUUUUACACUCUGGUUCGGGAGAUCAGGCAGUACCGCCUCAAUAAGCUCAGCAAGGAAGAAAAGACUCCGCGCUGUGUCAAGCUUAAAAAGUGUGUUGUGAUGUGAAUGGGGGAGUCGACGAUGCCUUUUACACGUUAGUACGAGAAAUCCGCAAGCAUAAGGAGAAGAUGAGCAAGGAGGGCAAAAAGAAGAAAAAGAAGUCCAAGACAAAGUGCACACUCAUGUGAAAAAUCCGAAAAAGAAACUAUGUUGAACAGAGAAAGUAAUACAUUUUGUACAUCACACUAAAUUAUUAGCCUCUUUCUCAAUACCCUCUGUAACCAAUACUAAAGCUGACCCACUUUGUCUGCCUUCUUAUUCUUUGCUACAUGGACACCAAUAAGCUUUAUUUCUUGUAUAGUGGCAGUUUCUCACACGCAUUGGUUUGAUUUUUAUGGGUGAUGUUGAUUUAACAAGGCCCCGCCCCCCCCGGCUGUUGGUAAAUUAUGUCACGGCACAUGCCUGUCAACCUUUUCCAUGAUAAUUGAGUCUUCAGCCAUAGGUUUUUGUCAUGGCAUGCCAAAGAACAACAAUUGGUCCCUCGUAUGUGCUAAUUUCACUGAUAUGUAUGCAUGAUGAUGAACUCCUUUACUAGUCUUCAAAAGUUCUAACAAGUUAAAAUAGCAAUUAAUGAUUUGUUUGUAUUUUGUGGGGAGUGGUGUCUUUGUAUUUUUUUUUUUUUGCAUGCAUGCAUUUUUCCUCAGAGGACAUGCAUGAAGUGUGUGGUUGAUUGGAAGGGCAAGUCAAGAUCAAGUCUUCUGUAAUGUUUACUUUGUUGUUCGUACAUGACUAAUUUUACGAUCCUUGUUAGAUCUGUGCUUUAUUUGCUGGGUUUUACACACCCACAAAAGUAACACCUUAUUUCCUAUGUGCUGUUGUUUAUAUGUUAAAGGUUUGAUUGUAGGAAUUUUUUCUCUCAAUCUUUUUUUCUCCCCCCUCCCCCCCAAGCAGUCAAAGGCAGACAUAAUGUGUAGGACCACUUUUUUUUUUUUAUAUAUAUAUAUAUAUAUAUAUAUAUAUAUAUAUAUAUAUAUAUAUAUAUAUAUAUAUAUAUAAAUCACAACGUUCUCAUUGUUUUUAGGUAAAAUGAGAUUUUGCAUAUUCCAAUAUAUCCUCUUCAGACCUAAAGAUUAGAAAUACUAUUAAAAGCGACCAGGCAGUGUUUGUGGUUGUGAGCGGUAGAAUGCAGCUUUCUUAUAUGCUGCUUGUUAUCAGGUUUUCCUUUAAAGGAUUUAGUCCCUUCAAACUGUUCCAAUGAUUUCAGACUACUUUAGAAAGAAGUUAUUCAGCAAAGUAAUUGCUCACUUUUCGUGACAACGUUGUUUGUAUGUAAAUGAUGCUAAGUUGUAAAUGAGGCACAACUUGCCAUAAAAUUAGCCUCUUUUGGGCAAUAUUGUUUAAAAAAAAAAGUACAAACUUCUCUUGUGGGUCAGCUUAUAUUUUGCCUUUCCAUGUUUGAUUUGAGCUUCGUUCCCUUUAGCAGAUGGGUCUGCCUUCCAGGUUUGCAUCAGAUUCUUUUGUAGAUGGGAGGGAGACGUUUCGAUUGACAACGUGCUCAGAAAAUGCACAGGAAGCUUUUUGAACAUUUCAGAGUUUCAAUAAGAGACCUUUGCCUUUUACAAGUGCUUUGAUUCUUCAUUGAGUUUGUUCCCAGAAAGCCGGUUUAAUGACGGCGCCCCAUUUGAAGACUUUCACAAUCAGUGUUUUGCUGGUUCGAAGUUAGUGGCCCCAUUAUGUUUGCCUAGACGGCACGGCACAGGCCACUCAGGAUGUCGCUGCACCAGUUUAAAGUUCCACUGGGGGUCAGCCUAGGCAUUUUGAAGGCUUUUAAAGGUUGUCUUUUACCUGUUAAGUGUUUUGUUUUGAACCCUGAUUGUGUGCCAACAGCUGAUUUGAUUUCUCACAUGAAUCACUUAAACCUUGAUCAUAUGUUAUGAACCUUUGUAUAGUUGUGAUACUGAAAGGUGCAUAUUUUGUAAAUUGCUGUGUGUUGUCCAGAAUGUUGCUUUAAUGGACUUUCUCUGUGCUUAGUAUGUGACUAGUGUGUCUGUGUCCAGGGUUAGGGGAGUGAAUGAAUGGCCACUUUGCAACAUGUCGGGUGGUAAUCUGAUCUCAAAUGCGUCUAUUUUUUGCCAUGAAUCUCACCACUCCUAUUUAAUGUGUAUUAAAGAACAUCAAAAGUAA